Messenger RNA from Mangifera indica (mango), 2215 nucleotides. Its product is annotated as anthocyanidin 5,3-O-glucosyltransferase-like. Lineage: Eukaryota; Viridiplantae; Streptophyta; Magnoliopsida; Sapindales; Anacardiaceae. The coding region runs from base 38 to 1468 and encodes 476 amino acids. Gene Ontology annotation, molecular function: UDP-glycosyltransferase activity. The record is from RefSeq and is a predicted model, not a curated record. The transcript has a single exon.
AGUGUUGUUCUUGAAAUAAGAGAUCACUAGUAAUAAUAUGGAAGGUGCCAUUGUUUUGUAUCCCUGUCCUGGAAGUGGUCACCUAGUCUCCAUGGUUGAGCUAGGCAAACUCAUACUUUCCAACCAUUCAUCUUUUUCAAUCUCCGUUAUUAUCCCCACUGCACCGUUCGAAGCCGCCGCAACUCAUGACUAUAUAGCAGCUGUCUCCGCUGCCAUACCCUCCAUCACAUUCUACCAUCUCCCACCCGUCUCUCUCCCUCAAAAUGCUUACUAUACUGCAAAGGAGUUCCCCGCCGUACUUUACCAACUUUGUCAACUCAACAACCCUAAUCUCCAUGAAACCCUUCUGGCAAUUUCCAGUCGCUCAAAAAUCAAAGCCUUUGUUAUUGAUCUCUUUUGCAACGAAUCGUUGCAAGUUUCAUCAAAUCUCAAUAUCCCAACCUACUAUUACUUUACCUCUGGGGCAAACUGCUUGUCUUAUAUUAUUUACUUCCCUAAGAUUCAUAGAGGCUUAACCAAGAACUUGAAAGAUCUAGAGGACAUGAAAAUAAAUGUCCCUGGUUCGCCGUCCGUUCGAGCAAAAGACAUGCCAGAACCUCUGCUUGAUCGUGCGAAGUAUGUGUAUCAGUGCUUUGUGGACAGUGCCCUCGACAUGACAAAAUCAUCAGGCAUUAUCGUAAACUCGUUUGAAUUGCUUGAAGAAAGGGCUUGUAGGGCACUGGCGAAUGGAGAAUGCGCACCAGGCGACUCCAUGCCACCUGUGUAUUUCAUAGGCCCAGUAGUGAGUGAAAAGGAGAAAGAUAGUGAACAAAUACACGAGUGCCUGAGUUGGCUAGACUCUCAACCGAGUCAAAGCUUACUGUUUUUAUGCUUUGGAAGCUUGGGAGUGUUUUAUACAGAGCAGUUAAAAGAAAUUGCAAUUGGCUUAGAGAGAAGUGGAGUCAGAUUUUUGUGGGUGGUGCGUACUCCACCACCAAACGAUGAAACAGUCCGAAAGUUAGCAGAAACUGACCCAAGCAUUGAAUCAUUCCUACCAGAGGGGUUUUCGGAGAGGACAAAGGAUAGAGGAUACUUAGUGAAAUCAUGGGCACCACAGAAGGCUAUACUGAGUCACGACUCAAUGGGAGGGUUCGUCACUCACUGUGGCUGGAACUCAAUUCUGGAAGCAGUGUGUGCCGGGGUACCAAUGUUGGCUUGGCCUCUGUAUGCAGAGCAAAAGAUGAAUAAAACUUUCUUGGUGGAGGAAAUGAAGAUUGCUUUGCCAGUGGACGCAUCAGACGAGGGGCUGGUGAGUGCAAUCGAGUUAGAGAAACGAGUGAGUGAGUUGAUGGGGUCGGAUAAGGGAAAAGCGGUGAGAGAGCGGGUGAAAGCAAUGAAAGAAGGAGCUGCAGCGGCUGCGAGGGAGGGUGGAUCAUCUCGUGUUGCCUUAGCCAAAUUGGCCGAGUCAUUUGGCGGUGUACCCACUUGAGAUGAGUUCCAUUUUAAUGGUGAAAAUACCAUCGAUAUGAUGGAAAGAAAUUAAAUAAAGGGAUCUUUUAGUGCCAUUUUCGUGAAUAGAUCCUAUUAAUACUCGUGGUUGAAUAAAGUUUGUGUACGUAAAUAAAGAAGUUCUUCUGAUGUGCUUAGAGGCCAUGAAAACAAGUAGUGUGGACAAUGAAUCCUCAUGUUAUGAUUUCUAUCAAACUGAUUGCCCUGAAGUACAUUUAAGUUGGCCGCAGAUACUCUUGAGCAACAGAGUUCCAUUUGGUCCUGGGUGAAGGUGGCCGUUUCUACUUCUGGUGUCUGCCUUGGAUCUAUUGUUGAAUCCUCUUGCCGUCUGGUCUUUGUGUCAUGCUUCAGGCUUCCUGUGGUAUGAUCCAGUUGCUGUGGAUCCUGUUUUCUACUGCUCUGGUGGCGCCAUUGUGAAUUACCUGUUGAAAAUUCCUUUAAGCGCAUAGUGUAGCUUCUGUUUAUGAGUGCUCCAGUCUGGUUGUUGAGCUCUGUAUGCAGGGUGCGUGCUGUUUCUUAGUUAUAUGUCUGUUGUCUGGAUCGUUUGGAUUAAAGGGACUUAUCCUUUAGAAACUUAGGCUUGUGAUUUGAUUGGGUGUUUCCUUGUAUGCUGUAGUUUUGCUAUUCUUCCAUUUGCAAGGAUGAGCUUAGGCUGUUUGGCCUUCCAGCUUGUUUUCUCAGUGCAAUCUAUAUAUUUAAUUAAAAUAAAAAGUACAAUUAAAUAGAA